AUGUCUUACCUGCUACUCCAGCUUGGAGCAGAAAUCAAGACUGUUCAGCAGGACAGAACAGCCAAUGUGAGAAAGGUGACAAGGCAAGUGCAAGUAAAAACAGAAAAAGAGAGGAAAGUAGCCAAGGCCAAAACACCAACCAUUUACACAACCAACAAGGUGAACCAAGCACAUAGCUAUGCAGAGAAGAUGAGUAGCUCAAUACAAGUACCAAAACCAAGCAAGCAUCUCAAGGAUCUUGAAGAUAUGAUAAAACUUCCCAAAUUUGGCAAGGGAAUCCUAUCUGACAACACCAACCUUAUUCAAGAAAUCAAGGAUGCUGAAGACAACCAAAAGAAUGAGCAGGACAAUUGUCUAGUCAAUGAGGACAAGGAAGACAACCAAGACAGCAUUGUUGCACCCAAAUUUCAAGAUGUUGACAAUCUCAAGGUUUUAGAUGUCAACCUUGUUGAGACAAAGAAAGAAUGGAUGAGCUGGAUCCUUGAACCAUUAAUUGUCAAUGGUUUUUAUGAGCAGCUAGCCAAGGAGCACAAUGGCAAAUUCCCAUGUCUCCUAUGCAAAUCUUUACCCAAGGAGCUCAAGCCUAGGACACCUGUUGGAAAUCAUCCAUGUCAGGAGAUUUUUCCAAGUAGGGUUGGACUCAAGCAACACCAGGAUCUUUUACACACACCUUGGUUUGACUUGAUUCAGUACAUGAUCACAGAGGAUCCCAAAGUCUUCAGGUGUCCUGCUCAGGACUGUCUUUUUUGUGACAAUACCCCCACUAGUGUGCUUGCCCACUGCCUAAAGGGGUGCAAAGAAAAAGCAUUGUUCAAGAGCAUUUGCUGUGCCCAUGAGAAAUUGUUGGAGAAGCAAUGCCAAGAUAGACCUACAAGAGAGAAGCUUCAGCAAGAAAAGCUGAUGUGUGAGCUGAUGGGGCCUGGAAUUCAGCUUGCACAGAAUGUCUUUGAAGGCACAAAGAAGAUUUUGGGGACCUCACCAGAACAGGUGCUCCAACUUGCCCAGGAUUGCAGAAUCCCCAAGUCAAGUGUUACUCCUCACCUGAAUGCCAUUGCAGCCCUGAACAAGUGUGCAUGCACUGCUAUUGACAAAGAAGGGAUUAUUUGGGAUCCUUAUGCAAACAGGCCAAUGGAAAUGGUUUCCAGAGAGCUUUUGACUUUUGAGCAUGACACAAAUAUCAAUGCAAGAUUGGCAAAAAAGAGGAAGCAGCAGAUGUAG
Messenger RNA from Rhizoctonia solani, 1218 nucleotides. RefSeq names its product myosin-2 heavy chain, non muscle. NCBI's taxonomy places the organism in Eukaryota, Fungi, Basidiomycota, Agaricomycetes, Cantharellales, Ceratobasidiaceae. The coding region runs from base 1 to 1218 and encodes 405 amino acids. The record is from RefSeq and is a predicted model, not a curated record. The transcript is spliced from 8 exons.